CAUUGAAAAUCUCUUAAAUUAUCAAGUGUCAAACAAUGGCAGACGUCCUUGCUACUGGAAGCGCAGUUGUUGGUAUUAUCGUUGCUGCUUUCCAUAGUGCCAGGCUCCUGCACGAUGAUUUCAGUGCUGUAAAAAAUGCGGGGGAGACCAUCAAGCCUGUUGUCGAUGAUCUCAAUUCUGUUGUCGGUGUACUUUCAUCCCUAGAUGUCACUGCGAGAAGAAGCGACCAAGCCCAAGGAGUUCCGAGCGAGAUUGACAAUGACAAUUUCAAGGCCGCAGCUAAAAAUUGCAACAGGAUAUGUACGGCAUUUCGAAAAAAAAAUUGGUCAAGUGGAUAAGACACCCCUCGAACAAUAAAAUGGAUUGGAGAGAUAGAUUCAGGGUUGGAUUUCUGGCUGAGAAGGAGCUUCUGGAGUUCAACAGACAAUUGGUGGCUUGCAAAGGGACGUUCACAAUUGCACUGCAAAUGGCUACACUCUCGGUCGCUUUACGACAAACUGAUAAAACUGAAUCAGUUAUCGAAAGACUAGACGAUACCAACAAAAGGAUAAACCAAGCGGGUCUUGUUGCUAGAGAUCGCAUUGACAACCUUGAGUAUCAGUUACAAAGAGUUACAAUUGAAGAAGUGUCUAUAUCAGAUGAAGAUGAAAGUCAAGUCUUAUCACACUUGUCAGGUGGAGAAGUAAGCCAGGCUAUGUCUGAUUCAACAACUAAUGAAGCAUCACAAUCUUUACCGCAGCCGUCUCCAGAAGAAAUUAUGGAUACUUUCGAGAAAUCAUGGAAAACAGCACUAGUAGAAGUUGCUUCCCGCCGGAUUAAAAUUGGUAAAGUGACGCAAGCUUCCAACGCUAAAGCGGUCGUUGGCGUUCACGGACUUAAGAAUACUAACGAGAUGAAUGUGGAGAUAGACGAUGUUUCUAUAGGACCGGGAAGUUGGUCACUUGUAGGGGUUUCGGAUGGUGUUGAUUUGAAUGCCUUCUUUAAAAAAUCUAACUGUAUAGGAGGACGCUGGAAUUUUCUAUCUGCUUGAUGUCGAUGUUGCAACAGGGGAUUAGCGAGGAGAGAUAACUAGACGAGUCCGUCCCGAUGCUUGAAGUCCAGAUUAUUUUCGUGGAGAUUUUAUCAGUAAAUCUCACACGCAGGAACAGAUACAAAGAUAAAUCAGGACUUAUAUCAAGAAAACUUCGUGAACUAGCUAUCUCUCUUGGUGAUAGCCCACUUCAAUAUCCUCGUCAUUAUUUCACAAAUUCAUUACAUAGACCGUUUCUCUCUCCUUCCACAUUUCCAUCAUAGUCGAAAAAUAGCAACCUUGUAUUGGCAAGUGUUGAAGAAGCCGGAAGAACAGUCGAUACUCAAGGCGUAACAAUAUUGAAAUCAGCACUCGGUAAUCUGAUCAAGGCUGUGAUCUUAGUCAACGCAUCUACGUCUCCAGCAGUAGUGAGGGCGAUAUAUGGAUUAUUCACGAUAACUGGACUUCUCCCCAGAGCCGUGGCUCCAAUUAAUCUUGCAAGAUUCACAUGAUCUAACCAAAUAGUCAAAUCACUCCCCGGAUUUGGCUUCUCCGAAGAAGCUACGUAUGGAAUGGCAUGGCCCGUCAUGGCAGCAUUGCUCAAUCUCAAGUGCCAACCAGCGCUCGGCUUAUUAUUUAGCUGGAUACCGGAAACCAUGAAAUCGAUGGUAAUUUCUUUCAUUAAAUACACCUCUGGUUUCGUGAAAGCGGCGGGUCCUUCAAUUUUGAUAGCGAUUGUGUCGAAUAGCUCGUCGAAACUCAAUGUCAGCAAUGCUUCAGGUGACAUGGAAAGAUCUACUUUCUGAGGCCCAAACUGCAAUUCACGAGCGCCCGUCAAAUAGAAAUUACGCCAGGUGGCAUUUUCUGAGCCCCAUCUAAGAGUAUUGUAUACAGAAUCUAGGGUUAACAUUGCUUGCUUCGCAAUAUCACUAUCUUUUUCAGCCGAACCUUGAGUUUUGAACACGAGUUUAUCCAAAAGCGUAGCUGCGAAUCGAAGAUUUUUAUUCAUGAUAUAUUCGUUGGCCAUGUCAAGAACGGCU
Botrytis sinoallii is the source of this 2049-nucleotide messenger RNA. RefSeq lists its product as uncharacterized. NCBI's taxonomy places the organism in Eukaryota, Fungi, Ascomycota, Leotiomycetes, Helotiales, Sclerotiniaceae. The coding region runs from base 299 to 1030 and encodes 243 amino acids. The record is from RefSeq and is a predicted model, not a curated record. The transcript is spliced from 2 exons.